Molecule: messenger RNA, 1007 nt
Organism: Leptinotarsa decemlineata (Colorado potato beetle)
Lineage: Eukaryota; Metazoa; Arthropoda; Insecta; Coleoptera; Chrysomelidae
Product: copper homeostasis protein cutC homolog
Molecular function (GO): copper ion binding
Source: RefSeq, a predicted model, not a curated record
CACAUUGGCAUCACUGACACAAUUUGUAUAGUUGAGUCUCGAACCAUAUUUGGUCUUCACACGCCGCUGUUCUCUAAUGUAAACAUUGAAUGCAUCUUGCAAAAAAUCAUAUCAGAUAGAAAAUAUAUUAGAAAAAACAAUUUCCAGAAUAUCGUUUAUGAAAAUGACGAAGGUGAUUUUAGAAGUUUGUGUUGAUAGUGUCGAAUCUGCAGUGGCGGCUGUUGCCGGCGGUGCUGACCGACUCGAGUUGUGCUCUUCUCUGGUAGAUGGCGGACUCACUCCUACCCCCGGCUUUUUAAUUCAAUGUAAAAAUUUAUUUUGCCAGAAAAACAUUUCUUUUUUCUGUCUCAUACGAUGUCGACCAGGAAAUUUUAUUUAUGACCACAAUGAAGUCGAGAUUAUGAAGGAGGAUGCAAAAAUAUUGAGAAAGCAUGGAGCCGAUGGCUUUGUUUUUGGAGCAUUGUCAGAAAAUGGGGAUGUGAACAUGAAAAUAUGUCGGGAAAUAAUCAGAGUGUGCCAUCCGCUGCCAGUAACAUUCCACAGAGCUUUUGAUUUUUGUAAAAGACCCACAAUUGAAGUGGAAGUUAUUAUAGAUUUAGGUUUCGAAAGAAUUCUCACAAGUGGGAAACAACAAAAUGCACAACUGGGAGUCAAACUGAUCCAAAAACUAAUGGAGCAAGUUGGAAACAGGAUCAUUAUCAUGCCAGGUGGAGGUAUCACUAAAGACAAUGUAAAAUACAUUUUGGAAAAUACAGAAGCUAAAGAAAUUCAUGGGUCUUUCAAAUCCCUUAAGGAAGAAACUGAAACAACUCAAUCUGAGGAAGAUAAAGUACCGAUUGGAGAAAGACAGGGUUCAUCUUAUGUUACUAGUGAAAGCACUGUUAGUGAAAUUGUUGAUAUUAUAAAAAAUGUUUAGUUUUCUAAUGCAUGAGAAACAUAAAUGUGUUGAUGUUGUUUCCAUUAAACUAUACUAGUAAUUUUUUUUAGUAAAAAUAUUUAUUUUGGUG